Molecule: messenger RNA, 2620 nt
Organism: Rattus rattus (black rat)
Lineage: Eukaryota; Metazoa; Chordata; Mammalia; Rodentia; Muridae
Gene: Tom1l1
Product: target of myb1 like 1 membrane trafficking protein
Exons: 15
Coding region: 53-1477 (474 amino acids)
Biological process (GO): signal transduction
Cellular component (GO): membrane; endosome
Molecular function (GO): ubiquitin binding; phosphatidylinositol binding; clathrin binding
Source: RefSeq, a predicted model, not a curated record
GAGUCGGAGGGCGGUGGAGGCGGAUUUCCUGGGAGGGCUCUCUGGAGCUACCAUGGCGUUUGGGAAGAGUCACCGCGAUCCCUACGCUACCUCUCUGGGUCACCUCAUAGAAAAGGCCACCUUUGCUGGAGUUCAGACGGAAGACUGGGGCCAGUUCAUGCAUAUCUGUGACAUAAUUAACACCACACAAGACGGGCCAAAAGAUGCGGUAAAAGCUUUGAAGAAAAGGAUCUCCAAAAACUACAACCACAAAGAAAUCCAACUUUCCUUAUCACUCAUUGACAUGUGCAUGCAGAACUGUGGGCCGAGUUUCCAAUCUCUGAUUGUGAAGAAGGAGUUCAUUAAAGAUACUCUAGUUAAGCUGCUGAACCCCAGAUACACCUUACCGUUGGAGACUCAGAACAGAAUCUUGAGUUUCAUUAAGAUGUGGUCCCAGGGCUUCCCGGGAGGUGUAGAUGUAAGUGAAGUGAAGGAAGUGUACCUCGACCUGCUGAAGAAAGGGGUUCAAUUCCCACCCUUGGAUGGAGAGCCUGAGACAAAGCAGGAGGCUGGUCAGAUCUCACCAAGUCGACCGACAUCUGUCCCCACUGCGCCUGCUCUUUCUUCUAUAAUUGCUCCCAAGAACCCGACUAUUUCCUUAGUCCCUGAACAGAUCGGGAAACUGCACAGUGAACUGGACAUGGUGAAAAUGAACGUGAAAGUGAUGACAGCCAUAUUGAUGGAGAACACUCCUGGCUCCGAAAACCACGAAGACAUAGAGCUCCUGAGGAAACUUUACAAGACGGGUCGGGAGAUGCAGGAGAGGAUCAUGGACCUGCUGGUGGUAGUUGAGAAUGAAGACGUGACGGUGGAACUGAUUCAAGUGAACGAGGAUCUGAAUAAUGCCAUCCUCGGAUACGAGCGGUUUACUCGAAACCAGCAAAGGCUUUUGGAACAGAAGAGGAACCCGACGGAAGCCAAUACUUCCAGCGAGCCCUCUGCACCUUCCUGCGAUCUCCUCAACCUAAGUCCCGUGGCGCCAGUGCCUGUGUCCAGUGAGGGACCACUCAACUCCGUGAACGCUCAGCUUUCCGGCCUAAAUGUCAGCUCUCAGAGUCCUGUUAUAACAAACAACUUGUAUCCCAGUCUUCAGCCACAGAUGGAUUUACUAGCAUCAGAAGAUACAGAAGUACCCAUCUUGUUUCCCCAGAGGACCAGCCAAAACCUCGCCUCAAGCCACACAUAUGAUAACUUUCUGGAUCACUCCAGUUCAGUAUUGCUACAGCCAGUUAGCCUGCACACUGCCCCAGCAGCGCCGUUGAGCCAGAGGCUGCCACCCUUGCCGAGCAAUCAUCCAGUGUUAAAAAACAGUGAUCUCCAACCACCCAGUUACUACGAGGUAAUGGAGUUUGAUCCCUUAGCUCCCACUACAGAAGCUGUUUAUGAAGAAAUUGAUGCUUCCCACAAGAAAGGAGCUCAAAGCCAUAGUGAAUGCUGAGGUAAAAGACAGCUAAUUUCAGUGGCAUUAUCACAUUCUGUAUGAAAUUCUUUAAGGACCACAUCAGUCUGACACAUGUUUUAGUACAAUACCAAGUUCCUCUAAAUUACUUAGUGAUGACCAGUGCUCACUAAUGAAAUACAAUCUCUGUGCUCUUAUCUAGGUGUGGAAAUUCAAAAGUUGGUUUUGGGUAUAGUAUUAAUGCUAAUAAAGCCAGAUGAUCAGUAGGAAUCCCUUGUCACUUUAAUGCAGCUCUUAUGGCUCUGGUGUGCAGUUCGUAUCUGCACCAACAGAAGCCGUCCUUAGUGCUCCUGCACCACUUACCCUAUUUACACACUACUGGAAACCUGAUCCUGAGCCACUGACCUCUUCCCUUUUUAUUUCCUUCUCAUCACCAACCGUGGGGGAAGUACAUUCUGGCCUUUGUACUGCUUAACUGUGGUCUUCCAGUCCUUCAGGAAGGGCAGAUAGGCCAAUGUCUUCCUUUUAUUUCAGACAGAUGAACUAAGCAUCAUAAAGGGUCAGCUCUCUAAAGUAGUCCCUGAUCAACUGAGGCCUGGAAGACAAGACCUGCCAACAGGGAAAGCCACAGUGGAUCAUUUCUCUGCUGGAAGCUUCAACAUAAAAGCUAACUCUUUUUGGGCAACACUGCUGUUCCUGACAAUGGCUCAAGAUUUCAGGAAAAUCUGGUUGUAACAACUUCAGCAGAAGGAAAACUGCCUAGUACUAGAGCACCUGGUUAAACUGUAGACUCUUAUGUUGUGCAGGCAUUGCGCCCAGUGCAAAUCAUGACAGACCUAUGACAGGGUUACUUUAAGAUCCUAUUAGAAAACAUUGUAAACAGAUGGGGGAAGGAAGAAAAUGAGUGCCUUUAUUGAACUGAAUCUGAAUGUAGAGUUCAGUUUGUAUUUGUUUAUAAAUAACAUUUUGGUUUAGAAUGGCUUGAAAGACUUGAUGACUUUAAUUGUAUUUCAAGUGCCUGAGGAGGCCACUGCAUCAGGCGGCCUUUAGGUGUAGUUAGUUCUUUAUAAUGUUAAACAUUCUUGCCUUUUAUUAUAAUUCACAUUCUGAUUUGAAACAAAGAUUACUGGAAAACAGGGCAAUGCAUCAUUCACGUAAAAUUAAAUUACUAUUAAUUUGUCA